Messenger RNA from Suillus fuscotomentosus, 1043 nucleotides. RefSeq lists its product as uncharacterized. The coding region runs from base 344 to 970 and encodes 208 amino acids. The transcript is spliced from 6 exons. The record is from RefSeq and is a predicted model, not a curated record. Gene Ontology annotation, cellular component: GINS complex. Gene Ontology annotation, biological process: mitotic DNA replication initiation. Lineage: Eukaryota; Fungi; Basidiomycota; Agaricomycetes; Boletales; Suillaceae.
CUUGAGCCUUCAUAAGUUCCGCAAAAUCUCGGAGCGCCAUCAAAGCAUCUGGCUUAUCCGCAAGUUUCCCAAAUAUUGAAGUGUUCUUGAAUUGCGAAAGGAAGGUGUCUUCAUUCUCUGAGGCUUGUAGUCGCGAUGUGUAGGAGAAUGUUCGCCGACAGCGGAGGAGUGCCAGUGAAGUCGGACGAACCGGUCGUCUUGCUGAAAGUAAUGCUUGACGUAUGUGGUUCAUGACAGAAGGGUUGGUGGUUAAAACAACCGUGCGCGUGAGUACUGAGUACUGAGUGUUGGCCUGUACCAAAGUGACAGCCACAAACGCGUUUUGACGAACGCGGCCACCAUCAUGGAUAACGACUACUUUUCCAUCGAUGCCAUCCUAGCUGAAAAUCAGAAAAUACAAUGUACCUUCAAAGUCGACAUCCCCGACAUGGGUCACCUCGCAGGUGGAUCUGACCGUGAUAUCAAAUCAUUGACGAAGGCUCCAAUACCGAUAUGGCUAGCCUAUAUCAUGUUGUUCUCUGACUGGGCUGACUUCACUAUCCCUUCACCCUUUGGCACACGAGUAAGAAACGCGCUCAAGGCUGAGCCUCGGAGCGUAAAGCUAUCCAACUUAGUUGGUGCAGGUGGACUAUGGUACGGUUUUGGGAAGAUGGUCAUGGAUAUUUUGAGCGAAGAGCAGGCAAAUGGUAUAUCAGAAGUGCUGACAAAGGUACAUUGUCUGCAUACGUUGUGCGAUGUUGUUAAUAGUUGGUUCAUUCAGGCCUUCAAAGGGCGUUUGCUGGAGGUGAUUGAUCAAGCGCAGCAUUUCGCGGCGCUUGGCCCUGCAGGAGGAGGUGGACCUUCUACUGAUACUGCACAGUCAUUCAGAGAAGGGCUUGAUGGUACAGAAAGGGAAUUGUUUGCGCUGGCUCAAGAAAGCGCAAAACGAAUGAAACGUUGGCAUGAAGGAAAUGACAAGGCACGUCGAUGAAGGGUUCUAUAAUCUGCUCUGCGUCAUGUAUACCAUAAAUCGUUGAUUAUUGUUCCUUUUUGUCUGUACUCGU